Molecule: messenger RNA, 826 nt
Organism: Cuscuta campestris
Lineage: Eukaryota; Viridiplantae; Streptophyta; Magnoliopsida; Solanales; Convolvulaceae
Source: the annotation of a GenBank genome assembly
CCAUUCAUUCCCUCCCAAUCUCCCCAACGCCGAUUCAAUCCCCAAGUUCUCCUCAAUUACUUGAAUCAAUAUACUUCCAGCUCAAAUUAAUCUCAACCCAACUUCGGGAAUGGCAUCGGCGGCGGAUCAACAACAAAAGUUCCACGUUCUCGCCGUCGACGACAGCCUCAUCGACCGGAAGCUGAUCGAGAGGCUGGUGAAGGCGGCGUGCUCCGGCGACGGGGUCACCGUGACGGUGGUGGAUUCCGGGACGAAGGCCCUCCGGGUGGUGGAGGAGGCGGAGGUGAACCUGAUCAUCACCGAUUACAGCAUGCCGGGAAUGACCGGAUACGAUCUGCUCCGGGAGAUCAAGGGCUGCUCCGCCUUCAAACACAUCCCCGUCGUGGUGGUGUCGUCGGAGGACGUGCCGUCGAGGAUCCGCAGCUGCCUGUCGGAGGGCGCCGAGGAGUUCUGCCUCAAACCCGUCCGGCUGGCCGACGUCAAACCGCAUCUCCUGAACGCCGCCUGCAAAGGGAGGCCGGCGACGGGACUGACUCCCGCAGUUUGCGGAACCGUUUGAAUCGGUCAUCCGAAUAAAUCGGGGAAUCGAAUUCCCCGGCAGCCUAGAUUGUUCAAUCCUUUUCCUUUUAGAGUGUUUACAUUGAAUUUGAGAACAAUUUUGUGCGAGUGUUCAAUUCAAUUUUUAGAUCUGUAAUAUUUGAACUCUCAGUUAAUAAAGGACCGGAUUCGUGACCAGAUUUGAACGUCCUUGUAAAAAAUUCGACUGUUUGGCCCAUUAAUUAAUACAAAAAACUUUCAUUCACCCUUAUAAAUUAGAGGCUGGUUC